CAGCUGAGACAGACCAUUCCUCACGCACACCCAGCAGGCGGCUCCAGGAACUGGAAUUACAGGUCCCGAGCUAAGGAAUUGCACCCGAGCGUGAGCUGGGCUGCGAGGUCCAGGAACCGGGACCUCCGGUGAGAAACCAGAAUGAACGUGGGGCUGAGGAGCUGCGUGAGGCUGGUCUUCCACUUCCUGCGGGGAACAUGGUACAUCCUGGUGCUCUGCGUCCGAACUCGGAUUUGGCCGAUAUUCUUGUCCUUCACCAGGGGUUUGAAGGAUGUGGUCAAGAGGGUCUGGAGAUUGCUAUUGAGCCAAACACAUCAGAAACUGGUGCUGUUACUGCUGCUUGUAGCGAUAGGGCUCGCGGUAUUUUUCUUUCCUCAUGGGACAGUGAAUUAUGAAGCUGGAGAACCAGACCUCUUAAGUGUCGUCGACCUCCUAAGAGUGCAGGGUAGACUAGAAGCCCAGGGGAAAAUGACUGACAAUCUGAGAACCUGCAUGGACCUCGCCCUGCAGGAAUUCAUGAGAGAACCUCCAAGCAUACAGGACAAUGCCCAGAUGCUGAUCCAGUGCAGAGGAAGGGUGUUGGAAUUUAAAUCCGGAGAUGGGAAACAUGAGAUCUACAUAUAUUACCUCAACGGGGAACCCCGGUAUGACGUGAAAGAGCCAACAAUGGACAUGUAUCUAUCCCGGCUGCACUCCCACCCGGAACGGCUGAGUGUCGAGAACCUGCUGAAGGUGCAGAACCGACUGGAGGCUGGAGAGAAGAUGACUGAGGUGCUGAGACGAUGCUUUGAACUCACCCUGGAGAGAUUCCCCAAGGAGCCGGUGUGCCUGCAGAACAACGCCCGGCUGGUGAUCAGCACCGUGGGAAUGAGGAUGGUCUUUCUCUCUGGAAGAGGGGAGAAUGAAAUCAACGUUUUUCCCGACAACACGGGGCUCGUUCAGUAUGUGGUCAAAGUGCCGGGAUGGUUGGCCUGGGUAGCCAGGAAUAAGGUGAUCAUAGUUCUUGUUACAAUCCCAAUCUUCAUUUGCCAAAUGAUGAUCUAUCAGAAAAUUAGGCAACGUACUUAAAAAACACUUAGCUUUAGAAAACUACGUCCACCAAACACUGAGUCCUCUGUCUCCAACCAGACAAAUUUCAAUGUUGCCAACUCUUGCGAUUUAAUCACAACUGUCACAAUAUAAGGAGUUUUCCUCAAGGCCGCCUGCCAUUUAUCGGCUAGCUGAGAAUUUCAACUUCCCUUUAAAGUACAAAGUAAGUUUCUAGCUCUUACGGUAGUUGAGCGAGCCAUGGGAAUGAGACCCCUAGUGGCUCAAAAUUUAGAAAUGGCAUAAACAGAAUCCAGCACAAAUACAAAACGGGGAAUGCCUGGCUAGGGGGAAGUAUUUCAGAAAAGGAUCUGGGCGUUAUAGUGGAUCACACAUUGAAUACGAGCCAACAAUGUGAUGUAUGUGCAAAAAAAAAGGCUAAUAUUCUGGGGUGUAUUAACAGGAGUGUCCAAUGUAAGACA
This is a messenger RNA of Chrysemys picta bellii (western painted turtle), 1508 nucleotides long. RefSeq lists its product as uncharacterized. The record is from RefSeq and is a predicted model, not a curated record. NCBI's taxonomy places the organism in Eukaryota, Metazoa, Chordata, Testudines, Emydidae.